UUGUCCCUGCCCGCGGCCCGUAGCGUGGUGAGCGGGUGCUGCGGACUUUGCCCGGCCCGGCCAUGGCCUCCGGCAGCGCCAUUCAGAUCCCUAGCCGCCUGCCGCUGCUGCUCACCCACGAGGGGGUCCUGCUGCCCGGCUCCACCAUGCGCAGCAGCGUGGACUCGCCGCGGAACAUGCAGCUGGUGCGGAGCCGGCUGCUGAAGGGCACCUCGCUGAAGAGCACCAUCAUCGGGGUGAUCCCCAACACCAGCGACCCCGCCUCCGACUGCGACGAGCUGCCCUCGCUGCACAGGAUUGGCACUGCUGCUCUGGCAGUUCAGGUAGUUGGCAGUAACUGGCCUAAACCACAUUACACCUUGCUAAUUACUGGCCUCUGCAGAUUUCAAAUCUUGCAACUGCUGAAAGAAAAACCAUAUCCUGUUGCUGAGGUUGAACAAUUGGACCGACUUGAACAAUUUACCAACCAGACGAAAUCCGAGGAAGAAUUGGGAGAGCUGUCAGAACAGUUCUACAAAUAUGCAGUACAGCUGGUUGAAAUGUUGGAUAUGUCUGUCCCUGCAGUUGCUAAGCUGAGACGUCUUUUAGACAAUCUGCCUAGAGAAGCUUUACCAGAUGUACUAACUUCAAUCAUACGCACAAGCAACCAAGAAAAGCUGCAGAUUUUAGAUGCUGUUAGCCUGGAGGACCGAUUCAAGAUGACUAUACCAUUGCUUGUUAGACAGAUUGAAGGCCUGAAGCUGCUUCAGAAAACCAGAAAACGCAAACAGGAUGAUGAUAAAAGGGUUGUAGCUAUUCGUCCUAUUCGGAGGAUCAAUCACGUUCCAGGUACUGCAGAAGAUGAAGAGGAGGAUGAAGAUCAUGAUGACAUUGUUAUGCUAGAAAAGAAAAUUAAAACAUCCAGUAUGCCAGAGCAAGCUCUUAAAGUUUGUGUAAAAGAAAUAAAAAGGUUAAAGAAAAUGCCUCAAUCAAUGCCAGAAUAUGCCUUGACCAGAAAUUAUUUGGAACUAAUGGUGGAACUUCCAUGGAACAAAAGUACAAAAGAUCGUUUGGAUAUUCGUGCAGCUAGAAUUCUUCUGGACAAUGACCAUUAUGCCAUGGAGAAGUUGAAGAAGAGAGUUUUGGAGUAUUUAGCUGUCAGACAACUUAAAAACAACCUAAAGGGACCUAUCCUUUGUUUUGUGGGUCCCCCUGGAGUCGGUAAAACUAGCGUGGGAAGAUCUGUUGCAAAAACCCUGGGCCGAGAGUUCCAUAGGAUUGCCUUAGGAGGAUUAUGUGAUCAGUCUGACAUUCGAGGUCACAGGCGCACCUAUGUUGGCAGUAUGCCUGGUCGAAUAAUCAAUGGUUUGAAGACUGUUGGGGUUAACAAUCCAGUGUUUUUAUUAGAUGAGGUUGAUAAACUGGGGAAGAGCCUGCAGGGAGAUCCUGCAGCUGCUUUGCUUGAGGUCUUGGAUCCAGAACAAAAUCAUGGCUUCACCGAUCACUACUUAAAUGUAGCCUUUGACCUAUCCCAAGUCCUUUUUAUAGCCACAGCCAACACUACUGCUACCAUUCCACCAGCUCUGUUGGACAGAAUGGAGGUCAUUCAGGUUCCAGGAUAUACACAAGAAGAGAAGAUAGAAAUAGCACAUAGACACUUGAUCCCUAAACAGCUAGAACAGCAUGGAUUGACUCCUCAGCAGAUUCAAAUUCCACAAGUAACUACCCUGGACAUCAUCACCAGAUACACUAGAGAGGCAGGAGUCCGCUCUUUGGAUCGGAAAUUUGGAGCUAUUUGCAGAGCAGUGGCUGUGAAAGUGGCAGAAGGACACCACAAGGAGACAAAGCCAGAUCGUGCUGAAGUGACUGAAGAAGACUGCAGAGAGCACAUUGCAGAAGAUGCAAAAACAGAAUCCAUCAGUGACACACCCGACCUGGCUCUGCCCCCUGAAAUGCCGAUAUUAAUUGAUUUCCAUGCCUUAAAAGAUAUCCUGGGGCCACCUAUGUAUGAAAUGGAGGUAUCUGAACGUUUGAAUCAGCCAGGAGUAGCCAUAGGCUUGGCUUGGACCCCUUUAGGAGGUGAGAUCAUGUUUGUAGAAGCCAGCCAAAUGGAUGGAGAAGGUCAGCUUACUCUAACUGGACAGCUGGGGGAUGUCAUGAAGGAGUCAGCACAUCUUGCAAUUAGCUGGCUGCGUAGCAAUGCAAAGAAAUACCAGCUAACUAAUGCUUCUGGAAGUUUUGAUCUCCUUGACAACACCGACAUCCAUCUGCACUUCCCAGCUGGAGCUGUCACAAAAGAUGGACCAUCUGCUGGAGUUACCAUAGUAACCUGUCUUGCCUCACUUUUCAGUGGGCGGCUGGUGCGUUCAGAUGUAGCAAUGACUGGAGAAAUUACACUAAGAGGCCUUGUUCUUCCAGUUGGGGGGAUUAAGGACAAAGUCCUAGCAGCCCAUAGAGCUGGACUGAAGAGAAUUAUCAUUCCUCAAAGAAAUGAAAAAGACCUUGAAGAGAUUGCAAUGAAUGUGCGGCAGGAUUUGAAUUUUGUUACGGCAAGCUGCCUGGAUGAAGUUCUGAAUGCAGCUUUCGAUGGGGGAUUUUCAAUCAAGACUGGACUUGAGCACUUGAAUAGUAAACUUUAAGCAGAUUGGGUGAGAGAUCCUGUACAUCAACAUUAAACACUUACUCAACUGUCAGAUGGUAAAAAUGUGAUCUACGGUGAUACAAAACACGAGGGCAAAUUGUGAUAUGCUGUGCCACCCCUUAAAAUUAAGGCCUUUCUUUCAGUGGGGCCUCAACCCCAGUUCUACUUAACUAUUAAUAACAGAAAAAUGAACCUGCAACUUUACCAAACAUGUUUUAUCAAGCAUGUACAGGCAUUAAUGGGGAGAGUACACAUUCCUGCUUGCACACCUAAGCGUGUGAAAAUUAGGGAUAUAUUUUUCAAAAGCAUCUAACCCACUUAAACACUUUUCCUCUAGUUUUGUUACUGCUGUAUACAGAUGGGUUUAAUGAUAGCUGUAGUGAUUAGGCAAGAGAUGUUAUAUUAAAUUAAACUUCAUGUAAUUAAAGUAAAUGUACUUAGUUUUUCAGAUGAGCUAUCAGUGAAUGCUGCUUACUUCCCCAGCAAAAAAAAAAAAGUUGAAGUGCAUUAAUUUUUUUGUCUAAAAUCCUUGCAAAAAUGCAUGUGUUAAAAUACUAGAAUUUUAGAGUUGUUACAUUUAAAAGAAAUGUAAAGCAUGAGUCGCCACAACCACCUUCAUUGUGCUCAGAUACCAUUGCCAGUGUUCUGUAUUCCCGAUUUUGUCCAUUUUUGGCUCAAUGACUUAUUUUAAGUGCCUAAUCUUAAUGGUCAGUAAUGUAUUUUUUUUAAACACCCCCCAGCUGAUAUUUAGAGUUUCUAGGCCAAACCGUUAACAUGCAAAAAGCUAGGAAAUAUGUAAUAUGAUGUAUUUGUGGACCUCACCCUACAGGUAAAAAUUUCAGGUCCCUCACAUGAGCUAUGGGGGAAUAGUGGUUAACAUUUGACUUAAGAUGCAUCUCUUCCUUAACUAUGAGAGAAAAGUUAGUUUCUCACCUUAAUCAGCACAAAUAUUUAAUACACAUAUCUGUGGUAAAUGAAAUUUUUGGGGGGUGGUGCUCAUAGAUGUGGAAUAAAAUACAAUAUUUUGCAAACCAGAGUUAGUCAAAUGCACAAAUAGUCACCCAGUGAAUGCCACCAAAACUACUCCUUCACAACAGAGAGGCGACCAAAUCAGGUCAGGAAAAGUGAAGACUUGUGGGUGAGUAUACAGCAUAAUGGAAAAGAAACACAAAUAUUGAUUAAUCAUUUCUGUGAAGCAUGACUUAUCCCCAUUUUAAUGGUUAAAUGGUAUCUGCAUGAGAAGUGUCAUCUAGCACAUUAUGCAUAAGGUUCUAAGCCUGGCUUUGCCACUGCAUGGUGGGACAGUUGAGCAGAUUAAACAUCUGAACCUAUUUUCCCCAUCUGAAAAAGUUAUGAUUUAUUAUCUCUCGCAGGAAUGUCAUAAGGUAUAAUGUUUGAGAGUUACCUUUAAGAAUAAAGUAAGGAUUAAGUUAUUAAAGCCACCCAGUGCAGCAGAGCACUCUCCUAAACCCUGCAGCCCCUGCCAGAGCCCUCACACAUCUGCCCCAGCCCUGAUCCCCUUCCUGCACCCUGAACUUCAUUUCU
Messenger RNA from Gopherus evgoodei (Goodes thornscrub tortoise), 4165 nucleotides. It is a transcript of the gene LONP2, whose product is annotated as lon peptidase 2, peroxisomal. Gene Ontology annotation, biological process: protein targeting to peroxisome; protein processing; protein catabolic process. The record is from RefSeq and is a predicted model, not a curated record. Gene Ontology annotation, molecular function: serine-type endopeptidase activity; ATP binding; ATP-dependent peptidase activity. The coding region runs from base 63 to 2618 and encodes 851 amino acids. The transcript has 15 exons. NCBI's taxonomy places the organism in Eukaryota, Metazoa, Chordata, Testudines, Testudinidae. Gene Ontology annotation, cellular component: peroxisomal matrix.